This is a messenger RNA of Emiliania huxleyi CCMP1516, 558 nucleotides long. Its product is annotated as caffeoyl-CoA O-methyltransferase. Lineage: Eukaryota; Haptophyta; Isochrysidales; Noelaerhabdaceae. The record is from RefSeq and is a predicted model, not a curated record. The transcript has 2 exons. The annotation marks the transcript as partial. Gene Ontology annotation, molecular function: S-adenosylmethionine-dependent methyltransferase activity; O-methyltransferase activity.
AUGGUGAGCGGCGCGCAGCAGGGCCGGCUGCUGCACAUGCUGGUGCGCCUCUCCCGGGCGAGGCGCGUCCUCGAGGUCGGCUGCUUCAGCGGGUACGCGGCGCUGUGGAUGGGCCUCGCCCUGCCGGAGGGCGGCUCGCUGCUCAGCCUCGAGCGCGACGAGCGGGCGGCGGCAGUGGCGCGGAGGCACCUCGACGCGGCCGGCGUCGGCUCGCGCGUCGAAGUGCGGCUGGGCGACGCGCUCGAGGCGCUGCGGGCGCUGCCCGAGGGCGAGCCGCCCUUCGACCUCAUCUUUGUCGACGCCGACAAGAAGAGGACGUGGGAGUACUACGACCUGCUCGUCUCGCGGCGCCUGCUCGCGCCGGACGGGCUCCUCCUCGUCGACAACGUGUUGUGGAAGGGGCAGGCGGCGCUCGCGCUUCCGGCGGCGGAGCGGCGGUCGAUGGCGCUGCGCGACGCGCUGCACGGCUUCUCGACCCGCCUCGCCAGUGACGGGCGAGUGCAGCAGCUGCUGCUUCCCCUCCGCGACGGGCUCACGCUCGCCACGUUGGCGCCUCCA